GAAUGUACCAAAUUCAUGCAGUGCUACUGUAAACCAGGAUUUUUUCCCCAGGAUGAUAUUUGUGUACAGUUGCUUGGUUCAGCAUGCUCUACCAAUGCAGAAUGCACUGCUGUGGACCAGCACAGUGAAUGUGGCACAGAAGGAACAUGUGUAUGUCUGCCUAGCUAUGUCAACUCAGGAUCCAUGUGUGUAACACUGGUUGGGGCAGCAUGCAGCCUUAAGCCAACUAUGUGUGAAGAGGGAGAUAUCAACAGUGAAUGUGUCAAUGAUGUGUGCAGCUGCAAGGCUGGCUAUUUUACAGUAGAUUUGAAAUGUGUGCCAGUGAUGGGCUAUGACUGCUCUGGUAACUCAAGUAUAUGUGAG
Owenia fusiformis is the source of this 363-nucleotide messenger RNA. NCBI's taxonomy places the organism in Eukaryota, Metazoa, Annelida, Polychaeta, Sabellida, Oweniidae. The record is from the annotation of a GenBank genome assembly.